Messenger RNA from Caenorhabditis sp. 36 PRJEB53466, 10237 nucleotides. The record is from the annotation of a GenBank genome assembly. NCBI's taxonomy places the organism in Eukaryota, Metazoa, Nematoda, Chromadorea, Rhabditida, Rhabditidae.
AUGGCCACACACGUGGACGCUUGGCAAGAAGUGGGCGACGAGCACUACAAAUGCAUAAUUUGUCACGAUUUGUUCGAAAUCGACGACGACGAGGGAAUGACGAAGCACGAGCAGACGGAGAAGCACAAAAAAGUUGGAAAACGCGUGUGUUGUUUCGAAAAAAUGCUCACCUCAAAAAUUGCAGAAAUACAAUGGAAUCUUCCAGUGGAUCAAAGAGAUGAAGAAUCGAAAAAGUGCGGAAACGAAGGAGAACUCGCUGCUCUACGAUCGAUAUUUGUUGUCGCAGCAGCCGAUUUUGGGUUGGUUUUUUUUUCGAGAUUCGAGCUUUUCAGAUUGUCUCGCUGACGCAAUGCGGCCGAGAGCUGGCUGGUUAGGCCACUUUGAGCACAGUUAGUUGCGUUGCUUUACACAUUUUGCUAUUAAUUAAUCCUUGGAAAAAUUACUCUGGUUUGAAAAAAAACGCAUUUUUUUGGAAAAUGAAGCUUCGGAAUCCUUGGGAACAAUCACGAAUUUGUGGAAAAACAGCUCGUGAAAAAAGUUUCAUUUAGUUUGAAUAAUCAAUAAUUUCACCGUUAAAAGUUUCUUCACUAACUUGCCAGAUCUCGGCGCCCUGCGGCUGUGCUGUGCUUCAAACGCGACUCUCGCCCACCUCUGCUCUUCGAUUUUUUCCAAAAAAAUCUGUUCAGGCCUCGAAAAAAUCUACGAGAUCAAGCAAUUCGGACUCACGGACGAUUCGGCUCAUUUCUGGGUGUGCGGCACUUGUUUCACGGCCGGAAACACGUUGAAUUCGGCAGACGCGCACCUCAACUCGAUUCAUCACAUUAUGAAAUAUAUUGUACGAUUUAUGAUAAUUUGAGACGGUCUCCAGAGCUCACAGUAGCGGCGUCGCCUCCGCCACAACUUUUUUCUCGGAUUUUUGUGGCGAAGAAAAACGAUGACAUGAAAACAUGACAUUUUCAGACAAAACAAGCAUUUCGAGCGCUCGAACAUCACAAAUUACCGAAAAACCAUUAGGAUUCAUGCAUUUUGACGCUCUUGCGCUUAAAAAAAUCCUUUUGCCCUAUACAAUAGUUCUUUCGAGCUAAUUCCACCGCCAAACGUCGCCUAUUGUAAGCUCUGGAAGACUGUGAAAUUUAAACGCGUUUAGGACGAUGAAAAGCCGGAAAUUGCGGAGCAAAUCAAGGCGAAAGCGUGUGAUUAUGUGCAAAAAUACGAUAUCUAUCGGGCGGAAGUGGCGGAAUUGAGCCGAAAAAGCGUACUUUCGCGGCCGGUCGUACUCAAUUUGGCGAUGAGCACCGAGAAUGGAAAUGCGAAAUUUUCGCUGGAGAAAGACGAUAAAACUGUGAUUUUUAUACCGCUUCCGACGGACGGAAAUAAGAGCAUUUUGCACUGUCAGGUUCGUGGAUUCUUCGACUUGGUGCGUCAUAUAUUUUCAGUGCGAACAAUUUGCAGAUCUGCACAGAAUCGCUUCCGAUACACACGAGCGGAAAGUUCACGAACGAGAAAGCGCGUUUCGCGCACUGCGAGAGCAAAAAUCAUCAGAUUUAUGCGAAAAUUCAGUCGUGCGUCAAAGAAUGUUCGUUUCGUUUCGCUUUUUUUGUUGUUGUUGUUGUUGUUGUUUCAGUUACGCCUUUUUCGGUUGGUUGACUUUUGAGAAUUUCAGUGGAACCGCAAGAGGUGUGGGACCAGUACCAAUCGACGGAAAGCCAACAAAAUCUGCACUGGCGGCAGAAAGACGACGGAAAAUGGAGGCUGAGCCAGCCGGUCGGACUAAGAUACGCGGUGAUUGCGGGCGUGGACACCUACUGCAAACUGUGCUGUUGUCUACUCGAAACCGACGUUUUGGAGCAUUUCAGCUCCGAAUAUCACGCGAUGAAGUACUUGGUGAGGCGUGGACUUUUGGCCCGCUUGCAGCUUUGCAGACUUCUUGGGAUUCGAUUGAAGUAUCUCGGAUCAUCCGGUUCCGAGAUAUAAACUAGUAUAUCUCGGGACCAGAUGAUCCGAUCGGAGCGAUACAAACGGGCCCAUUUUUCAUUCAGACAUCGAGCGAGCCGGACAAAUCCUACCAGAUCCAUCAGUUGCGCGGUUCGGCUCGACGUUCGGCCGCCGCCACUUGUCUCCACAACACUCUCCACUUUGAAAACGACACGAAACACUUUGUCAAAUCGAUUCGCGGCUUUCCGGAACACGUGAAGCGGCUAAUGUACGAGGAGAAACUGCUGAUUUACGCGGACUCCGACGAACGAAUCGUUUCGGAUUUUGUGGAGAGCACCGGAAAAAUUCACGUGUUUUGCGAGGUUCGUACCCGUUUUUUUGCGAUUUUUCCAUCCUGUUUUUGGUUUUUUUGCAGUCCUGCCAAGAUUAUGUGGAAUUCGACGCGAAAUCCGUUGAGACGGAGGAGAAAAAGGACGAAAUGUGGAGGAUUCAUACGAAAAGUGCGCGGCACUUUGAACUCGGCGCCCUCUUCGUUCGCACCGUUUUUGGUUAGAAAUCUUUGAUCCACUUGCAAUGAUCCGAUAGGGACCGAAAUUUGCGAGCUUCUUGGAAUUGGAUUGAAGUAUAUUGGGGCCACGUUUCAGACCCAACGGAUCAUUCGGUCCCGAGAUAUACAGUGGUUUCAAACAAGCAUAUAUCUCGGGACCGGAUGAUCCGAUCGGCCUGAAACUUGGACCCAAAAUACGUGCAAAGUUUGGUCCCGAUGCGAUCAUUGGGAAGGGGUCCAGAAGUUAGCUGGAGAGAAACGAAUUUUUGAAUAUGUUCGUGUUCAGAUCCGUCGUACUUUGUGCCGUAUCCGCAGACGAUCACGAGCCGGGCAAUCACCGAACGAAAGGGAAUUUGGACUUGUGAUAAGGUCAGCGACCGUAGAGUAUUCCUGAAAAAUUGAAAUUCAGCAACUUUUGUUUAUCUUCACUUUUAUUGAAAACACAAGAGUUGUACACCUCUGAGCAUUGCUAUUGUUUCCAGAACGAGCUGGUGCAAACGCAAUGCGACGUCGGCCUGGAGUGUAUGGUGGAGAACGAGGACGACGGCGAGGUCUAUUGUCUGUGUUGUCUGAAAUUGUUCAAAAACAAUCCGGCGAUCAUCAAUCGGCACAUUCGAACGGUCGACCAUUUGAGGAGAUAUAUGGUGGGCGCUCGGUCCUUUUUCCCCCAUCUUUUAUCGAUUUUUUUCAGCUCAACCAACACCCCAACUCGCCGCAAUCGAAAUUUCUGCUCGGACCGGCCACAGACACGCAAAAACGCGAAAAAAUGCUGGAAUUCUUGGCACAGUGCAUUUUUCCGAAACAGAUGGCGGUACACAGUUGAAUUUUAUCGAUAUUCCACUAAAAUCAUCAUUGAAAUAGGUGUACUCGAAGCAAAAAACGAUGGAAAUGGCGCAGUGGGAACGGGCGAGCGAACGCGACCUUCAGACGGUCAAAGCGAUGAACUCGGGCAUUUCCAGAGAUGUGUGCGACACGGUGGCCGAUGUUAUCGAUCGAAUUGUCGAGGAAAUUGAGCCGGAUGGUAGGGGAACAACUCCUUUUUCGAAUGAAUCGUCCAAACGAUUGCAGACGGUCCGCCGAAAGUGCACUUUGCGAAUGUGGCCCUCAAACAGUGCGGACUGACUAUUAUCCGAACGAUGAGGGGCGACGAGAACCGCACGAGUCAACUCAUUUGCAGAUGCACUGUACGCACCCCUUUUUCCCCACACAUAUUUCUAUUCAAUUCUUCUCUCUCGGGUUUUCAGUGCGAAAAACUGAUUGUCGCCAACGUGGCCACGUGGAUUCGCGACGUAUUCGACGGCCACUUGUUGCGCGAAGAACACAAUCGACGUCGGAACUCGCUGGCGCUCAACGUCUUCUAUCCGUCGGGCAUUCUCGACGAGACGUCGACGCACACGGUGAAGCCCGUCAAAGUGUUUGCGGCGGAGCCGGGAAAAGAGGGAAAAAUGAUGACGUGGCAGUGGAACAACACGACGAAACAGCACGAAUACGUGGCGAACGUCGUCGGACUCGACGAUCUCGUCGAGCGACGUCAAGUGUGCGGCGACGGAAUCGUCCGAGCCGAUUAUUAUUGCGAAAUUUGCGCCGCCGAAUUUACGAAGCAGUCGCACGCCUUGGAAUCGCACGUUCGAUCGUUGGAGCACUGUGUCAAUUGGGUGGUUCGUUUCGAGACCCGUCUUGCAAUUAUCCGAUGGCACUGAAACUUUGCAGGCUUUUCAGGCUUUGGUUGAAGUAUGCUGGGUCCAAAUUUCAGACCGAUCCGAUCACUUAGUCCCGAGAUUUAUCGAUUUUAAAAAGACAGAAUUUUUGCGAAAAACUUGGUCUUGUCGAAAAUCAAUGCAUCUCGAGACUCGAUGAUCCGAUCGGGCUCAAACUUUGCAGGCUUCUUGGACUUGGAUUGAAGUAUGUUGGGUCCAAAUUUCAGACCGAUCCGAUCACUUGGUCCCGAGAUUUAUCGAUUUUAGAAAAGACCUGAACCUUGGACCCAAAGUACUUCAACCAAAGCCUGAAAAGCUUUGGUCCCAUCGAAAAAUUGCAAAGAGGUCAGACAUGAUAAGCCUAAAAAUCCUUUUUCUAGCACAAAUACCGGCCCGGCGUGAUUGCGGAGCUCCUCCAACACAUUUCGGAGGCCGAGAAGAAUGGGGCGCACAAAAAAACGGUGCGAAAAUGUCUGGGAGCAAUUCUGAAAGACGUGCACCCGUCCACCGAGUACUGUAUCCGUGUGUUCGAUCCGAUCGGAAAGGCGGAGAGCAUCGAGGAGGCGAAAAUCAAGAAUAUACAGAUUCAGGAGAAGCAGAGGCGCGAAAUUGAGAAGAAGGAGCGGGAGGAAGCGGGUACGUAACUGAUAAAAUGGGCCGGCGGAACCAUUUGCAAUAUUCUGAUCGGGCCCUAACUUUGCAGGCUCCUUGGACUUGGACUGGAGUAUGUUGGGACCAAGUUUCAGCCUGAUCGGAUUAUCUACUGUCGAGAUGUACUUGAGGGCCGAUGCUGGCCGAAAAGCCCGGCCUCAAGCCAGUAUAUCUCGGGACCAGAUGAUCGGAUCCGUCUGAAACUUAGACCCAACAUACUUCAAUCCAAGUACAAAAAGCCUGCAAAGUUGGGCGCCGAUCGGAUCAUUGCAAGUGGUUCAAAAGUACAGGACAAGGGCCGGUCAAACGUCUAGCCCUGAAAAAUGCUCAUUUUUCCGCCCGUAAAAAAUGUAUUUGAAGAACGCUCGAAACAAAAGGAGGCGGCCCGGGAACGGCAACGAAAAGAGGACGAAGAACGGCUGGCGGUGCUGCAGAAAAAGCAGGAAUCGGCGAGGAAGGCGGCCGACGAGGAGUGCCUCAAAGAGAUGGAGAAGGCGGCGAGACGAAGGCUCGCCGAGGAAAACGUGGCGAAAAUGAAGAGGGACGAGAAGAAACUGAACGAUUUGGAGCUGCAGAGCCGCCUGAAUCACGCCUCGAUGCUCGAGCGACAGGUUCGCAAUUUGUUUCAACUUUUCGCACAACGUUCCCGUUCAGAACCAAUCGCGACACUUAUUCGAGGCGAAACAGGCGGAAUCGAUGCGAACCGACGCGCAACGGUCGCGUCUGAUGGAGGAAAAGCAGCGGUUGAUGGCGAAGAUCAAGGGGAAAAUGGUGCACGAGCCGCAGUUGGUCGUCCUUCCGCAACUCAAGUCGCAGCCGCCGGUUCCGUCGGCGCCGCCCGCAUUUAGAGGCCCUGGGACGAACGUGCUCGGCUACGGAUUCGAGCAGCAGAUGGGCAUGCAGCAGCUGCAACAGGUGACGACACCCUUUUUUCGCUCGUUUUCCGAUAGAAAGUGAAGGUUUUUGCGGUGAUGUUUUUCACCGUUCUCUACGUAUUUUUCACUAUUUUCUGCCGUUUUUUUCUACGUUUUUUUCCACGCCGCCGCGCGUUCUUCGGGCGAUUUUUGAAGGAAAAUGCUAACAUUUGAAAACAGAAAUGCGUUUACCGUAACGAGACUGUUUAUUUAACCUUUUGCCGCCGGGUGUCGAUUUGACCUUUAUCUCGGGCGAGCAGAAAGGCGCCAGUUUUUCUGUUUUCUUCUUUUUUUGGUCAAUAUCAACAGCGUUUGCGCGCUUUCGAACAAAUAAAGUCCGUCUCUUCGUUUUUGCGUCAAAAAUUGCAAGCAUGUCCCUUUAAAGUACGGUAAUCGUAUUUUAAAGCGCGUUUUUGUCGGUUUCUUGAGGAGAAUUAAUUUGUUUUCUACGUGUUUCGGUUGAACAAUUCGGAGUUUUUCCGUUUUUCAACGAAAAACAAUGAAUUUGUUACAUGCAACGAUUGCAGUGCCUUUAAACUACGGUAACCGUACUUCAAAGGCGCAUAUCAAAUUUUAGCCGACACAAAAUUCACAUUUUCCGCUACAAUCUACGCUUCAAAUCAAAGAAUGCGCGAUUUUACACUUUAUUUGCGAUUAUUCAUUCAUCGUUCCUCGAAUUUAACACUUUUUUCAGCCACCGCCACAAUAUCCGUACGCGCCGCCGCCGAAUUGGCCACCGAAUCCGUACAUUGGAGUGCCGCCCCCAGACACCCCGGCCGCCAUGAAAAGGUAUUUUUUGGAGAGGUUUCUAUACAAAAAUCUACAAAAAAUCUGAUUAAGACCAUCGUUGAGAGGCGCGAAAAUCGACCGGAAUAUUCACGAUACUCGAUUGAUUAGCAGCAAAAAGGAUUUGCUCGAUUACAGUAAGAAUGCAGGCCACGCCCCCGUUUUUUACAGAUUUUUCUGCUCUCGGAACGAUGGAUUUAUCAAUUUCCCGCUUCCAUAUCGAUUUUUCCAGAAAAAUGAAAUAAUUCAUUGAUAAUCAUUGCUUUGCCCCCAUAUUUUCAAAAAAAAAAAACACAUUUUCAUAGCGCAUGGCUAAGCAAACGCGCUCCCCUGGACUCGACACUGUUUUUUCGUCAUUUUUGCUGAAAUUCCAUCAAAAAAUGCAUUUGGCGACGAAAAUGAAAAAAAAACAGUACAGUGGAGCGCGUUUGCUUAGCUGAUUAGCAAUAACAAUUUAAUUUUUUCUUUUCCAGUGCGUCAAAUCGGUGCGAAAACGAUCGAAGAGCCGGAAAUACCGCGCGAUUUUAGCCGUCUCAUUCACGCCGACGAAGAGACGUUCGGACUGGAUUACGUGGCAGAGGUGGGCAGUCAGACGUUUCGCAACCGGCAAAUUCCUUGGUUUCAGGUAGUGUGCCUGGACGAUCCGCAACUCGACUCGUACCUGUGCACAGUUUGCGAUGCGUGGGCGGCGCCCAACGGAAUGCUCGAACAUUUGAGACGGUCCGAGCACAAAUCGACGUAUCUUGUAGGCGCAGAAAUUGAUGGGAACGUACACAAAAACAUUGAUAUUGUAGAUGCACAAAAAGCCGUUCGAAUACAAGCACUUGGACUCGGAGCGCGAUCGAGUCGUACGCAAAAACAUGUUCAAACAGUUUAUCGCCGAAUAUAAGGUUCAGCUUUUCACACGAAUUCUCACGAAAAGUUGAUUUCAAGUGCGAUUUUUCGCGUUUUCUCAAUGAAACCAGAAGUGUUUGAUGUGACGAACUAGCCAUGGAUUGAUUCAUUGAAAAGUCUCGAGAAAUCUCGCAAUUGCAAUCCAUUUUUCGCGCCAUUUUUCCAGCUGGAAAUGUAAUUUUUCAUCAAAAAUGUCUAGGCGAAAGAGAAGGAUCCGGUGAUCAAGUUGCGCAUGAAAACGUACGUUGACAAGGCGACGAUCGAGCGGCUCUGGCCCGGAUACGAAGACUAUUUCCAUCCGAGACGGGCGGCGGGCAACUGGUCGACGACCGGAUUCCGACAGGUUUCCGGUCCCGACGGCGUCGAACUGCCCAAAGUGGUGCCGGUGAUCAGUCUGAUCGACGAUGACGACGAUGACGACGACGACGACGACGAUGAAGAUGAGAGGAGGCGCAAGGGUCGGAAGGGGCGCAGGGACAGGCGCCGCAGUCGAAGGUAAAACGCCAUAGAAAUCUGUCAUUUUGCAUUUCUUUUCAACAACAAACAACCCCGUUUGCAGCCGAAACCGUUCGCGUCGUUCCCGAUCCAGAUCCAGAUCCCGAUCCCGUGACUACCGUCGUCGAUCGCGGAACCGCCGUUCCCGUUCCCGCUCGAGAUCGCGCAAUCGACGGGACCGUCGAAGAAGCCGAAGCAGAUCCCGAAGCGCGGAGCCGAGAAAUCGAUCGCACUCCGAACAGACUUCGCACUUCCUCACGAAACUCGAACAGAGCCAUCCGCCGGCGGGCGUGGCGAAACACGCGAAACACGACACUGACAGUCCGUCGGAUUUUCUGGCCAAACUGACGACCGUUCAGAAUCUGACGGCGAGCGGAGCGAUUCAGGCGACACGGCUCGACUUUGAGCACCACACUCGGAUGGGCUAUCCGACGGCGGCGCCCGUGAGCACGGGCGCCGCUUCGACUGCUGCCGCGCCGGCGAACGAUUGGAGAACGGCCAGGCAGAAAGCGGAAGAGGGCCAGGUGGGGCUUAUCAAUUAAAACUUUAAAAAUCCGCACUUUUCAUAUGAGUGCCUUUCGACCACAUGAGUUUGAGGCCGAGAAAACAGUGCAGAGCUCAAACCUCAGCCCGUAAAUCGCGAAAUAAUUCCAAUAUUUGAGGCAAGAGAACGAAAAGUGAUCGCCGCACUGGUGCUGCUCAACGCGAAAGUGAAGGAGGAUGGCAAUGUGCAGGAGGAGGAAGUGAUGCGGAUCUACGAGAGUGUCGGGCUGGACCCCGCCUCUGCCGACGAUCUCAUCAAUGAGACACUCGAAAAGCUGCCCAGUCAACAGGUAAGAAAACGGUGCUUUCGGCGCUCGGAUCCACACACGCGGUGACGAAUUUUCACACAAUUAUGCGCAGUUCCAGACGAACAACGCGGCGAUGAACAGUUUUCGCGAAUCGCUCAUAUCGCUCGGGAUCCGUCUCAACUCGAGGGCGCAAAGAAAUCAGCAAUAUCCGCAAGGUAUCCGACAAAACAAAAUGCCUCAUCGCGUAAUGUUUCAACGAAAUUUUCAGCAACGGCGCAAGCGUACGGAAUACCGCCCCAACAAGUGGUGCAUCCACAACACCAACAACAACAGUACGGAAUCAGUUCCUCGUCGGCCGUCUCCUCCUACGCGCAGGCAUUCCACCACCAACCGGCGGGACCGUCCCUGGUCAAAGGACCACCGCCGACUCAGAGUCAGAAUCAGAAUUUCUAUGCCGAAAGUUCGGGCGCGCCUUCGGCGUCACCGAAACGGGGACGGGGCGGCGAUCCGCCGCCGGAUUCGUCGUCGGAUUCGUCGGACGAGGAGGACUAUAACGAGGUGCUGAGCAUAGUGGGAAUCAAGAAGAAGAAGGCAGAGGGAGAGGCGGAGAAACCGAUGAUACCCGGACAGAAGAUGGCGCUCAAACGGACCAUUCUCCCGAAUGGCGCACGUGUUGGCGGAGAAGGGCAACAGGUUUGGCGGCGAUCUUAAAACACUCUUUACAAAUUCAUAUCUGACACUGCAGAAAAGUGUGUACGUGGAAUUGCAGGCGACUCCUCUGACCGCAUCGCCGGCCGUCUCGGACACUUCCGCCUCCCUGCCGCUCCCUCCUCCACAGCCAUCGACGGCGGCGCCGUCAGUUGCUGCGCCGGAGACGUCGUUCGGAAUGCCGCCGCCAGUGGCAGUCAACCAAAUGCAUCCGAUCGGACACCAACACCAACUGCCACUACAAUAUCAGCAGUAUCCGCCGGCGCCCUACCCUACCCACACACAAACGACGACGACGACGACGGUCCCGUCCGCCUAUCAACAACAUUUUGCCACGCCGCACUAUCCGCAGGUAACGAGGAAAACGAGCGCGCUUUUUAGACGUUUCUAACUUUUCCCCCACUCUUUCCAGGCCUACCACCAACCACAGGCACCGCCGCAACUGCCAGUUCACAUUGCGGCGCCGCCUCCGCAAAUGCAUUACGGUAUCCAGCAGCAGGGAUGGCAUCAGACACCACCACAACAACCCAUUCAACUUCAACAGGUUUGACUUGAUACGCCAAACCAAAAGUGUUGCGAAAGGCGCAGUUUUGGUUCCAAAAAAAUCAGCGUUUAGCCGAAUUCGCCCUCUAUUUUCAGCAGCCAAUUUACCAAGGAUUUCAAUACGCGCCGCCUCGAACGAUUCCUCCGCCGAAUCCGUCGACGCAAUUGUACGCACCUCUGCCGACGACGACGACGACGACGACGCAAUCGAGCGGAUCCGCCGCGCAGUACGGAAUCGGAGGCACCGAGCAACAAUUCUUUUAUCCGGGACGCUAA